Molecule: messenger RNA, 5249 nt
Organism: Mytilus trossulus (common blue mussel)
Lineage: Eukaryota; Metazoa; Mollusca; Bivalvia; Mytilida; Mytilidae
Exons: 20
Coding region: 202-4524 (1440 amino acids)
Biological process (GO): signal transduction; protein phosphorylation
Molecular function (GO): ATP binding; protein tyrosine kinase activity; protein binding
Source: RefSeq, a predicted model, not a curated record
CUGACUUCCUAUAGUUGUCAACUACAUGUACGUAUACAAUGGCAUAUGGUGUGAAAAUAUCAUGUAUUUAUUUUUACUAACGUUUACAUCAUGAUCAAACGAAGGAUAUUUUAUGUUGCUGUUAUGUGAAAUAUUUAACUGCACAUCUGAACAUAUAUAUAAGAACCUAUUAAAAAUCUACAAUCAGCUGUUGUUUCUAAGAUGGCGAGUCCCUUGCGUGACACAUUUGAUGCAAGACAGGUCGCUGGAGAUAACAGCACAAAUAACGAACCAUGGCAUUGUCAAGCUUGUUUGUUUUCAAAUAAAGGAGAUAGAAACACGUGUGCUGCCUGUAAAAGAAAAAGACAAAAAGACGACAAACCGGGAUAUUAUCAUGGAAAUAUUUCCCGAAAAGAGGCAUGCACUAUCCUGGACAGUAAAGAUAGUGGAAGUUUUUUAAUUCGAGAAUUAACACCAAAUCGGAUGAUACUCUGUGUUAAACAUCAAUGGGGUGUGACUUCAUGUAGCCUGUUUGUUGAUGCAAAUGGUCAGAUAUUUCUUGGAUCAAAAUGGAAUUUUGAGUCAAUAGAGUCACUUGUCAGAUAUUUUUCAACAAACGACGGAUUACUCACCAAACUGACACACCCUGCUAUCAGAAAAGCUCCAGACAGAGAUUUGUUUCCAUGGGAAAUUAAGUUGAGUGAAAUAGAUGUUAAAUACAGGAUAGGUUCUGGAGGAGGGCGAUUAGGAGAAAUUUAUGACGCAACAUAUAUGAGGUCGAAAAGAAGAAUAUUUGUCAGAAUACCUAAUGUAUUUUAUUUAAAGCAAGUAGAUGAUGCAAUAGACGAGGCAACAAAACUAGUGUAUAUUCAGCAUCCUAACGUGGUCAAGUUUAUAGGCUUAUGCAUCGAGUACUCACCGAUGUACGUGGUAACAGAGUUUAUGCCGAAAGGCAAUCUACUCAAUUAUGUACAAAACCAUCAAGAAGAUAUACAUCACAACUCAAUGAUGUCAAUGGCUAGACAAAUUGCAGCUGGGUUGACCUAUUUGGAAGUACAAUCAAUACACCAUCCGAACCUCUCUUUAAGACAUUGUUUAAUAAGCGAGGAUGAUACUAUAAAAGUUGGUGGCUAUGAGAUGUCGAAGCUAAUGGUAACUGACAAAAUAAUGAAGAUUCUCUCAUCUGAUCUAUCAAUGGCACCUGAAACUAGAAAAUCAAAUAUUCUGACCAGCAUGUCAAAUGUAUGGGGAUAUGGUUUUGUUUUAUGGGAACUCACGUCUUUGGGGAGAUCGUUGUAUCCUGGGAUAAACUAUAACGAGAUGUCCGUCACAUUAGAGAAAGGGUACAGAAUGCAAAAGCCACAACAUUGCCCUAUGGUUUUGUAUACAUUAAUGCUUAAAUGUUGGAAAUGGAUUCCUGAAGACAGACCAACUUUUACAGACAUAUGUAAGGAAUUAGAAGAUGCUAACCUCACAGAUGAAAAGGUUGGUAAUGAUAUUUCCAACAUUGUCAAAAUAUCAAACGUGCCCCUACAGAUGACAGUGCAGACCCUAAGGUUAUACGUAGAAGGUUUAUCAGAAGAUAUGAAAUCAAGUGUUGGGCAUAUACGGUUUGAUGAUAAUAACAGUACUGCUUUCAUUGAUUUUAUUUCAAAUGCAGCUGCUGAAUCAUUCAUGUUGAUGGGCCCUACAGAAAUUGAAGGAUGUCAAGUAAAAUGCGAAAGAUACAUCACAGCAUCACAGGACGAUAUGAGCGAUGUGAUGUCAGAAAUUAAAAACUUAGGAUUUGAGACAGUUCAGGGAUUUGAGGAAAUUAUGAAGAAGGGAAGCUACAAAUGCUAUUGGAACCGUGUUUAUUUGGUAGGAAAUUAUAAAAUUGGUAAGACGACAUUAGCUAAAGUGCUUGUUGGAGACCCAGUACCUGAAGUCAGACAAUCAACAGAUGGAAUAUGGCUUUACAUAGGAUUAGCAGGAAUGGAAAUCGAUCAGCAGAAGUGGAUUUGUUUACCAAAAGGAAGUGCGAUAAAAACAGUCAUAUCUUCUAUGUUGAUGUCUUUGUCAUGCCAAGAAGACCAGAAUCCUCAAAUUGAAGAACCGUUUGAAUUACCUGUACAAACUGGCUCAAUAGAGUCGAACACAGAAAACGCGGUGAAUACAGACACAAUUAAUGUUACGCCUGGCACUAAUGACAAUUUACAUGAGUUCUUUGACAGAGAAAUUUCACAGAUUGAAAAAGAGAGUAAGCUGAACACAUUUUCCGAAAAUUUGAGUCAUAUGCAAGAAGGUGUUUUGGGAAACAUUAUAGAGGCAAUGUCUAAUGAAAAGAUUCGGGAGUUAGUUGUCGAUGUUGCUAGAGUUGGGAGAUACAAAAUGAAAAUCGUUCCUAUAGACAUUUGGGACUUUGGUGGACAGAAGGAUUACUAUAUGACACAUCAGUUGUUUAUCACAAGCCGGGGAAUCUUUGUGCUAAUGUUUAAUGGAAGUCAAAAUAUGCACCAGCACAUGUCUGAUUUGUCAUUUCUACCUGGUCACUAUGGCCAACCGACCAUUGCAGUGUACCUCAAACAUUGGGUGAAUUCUAUAUUGACCUUCUGCAGACGAGUAAAGGAAUGUUUCCCGCGAAUUUUAUUUGUGGCUACACAUAAAGAUCUGAUUCCCAAGAAUGAAGUGGAGCAACAACGACAAUAUCUUAUAAGAUCAAUCCAUAAAUUAUUUGAACAUCAUUCUGGAUACGGCCAUUUAGAAUAUAAGAAUCUUUUAUUCAUCGAUGCUAGAGACAGUUCAGACAAAGAGAUUACACUUCUUAAACAACUGUUAAUACAGAGAGCAAUUGACCAUCCACGAUGGGGAGAAGACAUGCCUACGGCCUGGGUUCCUUUGGAGUUAGAACUUUUACAGGAAGUUGAAAACGGUAACAACAUUAUCUCAAGAUCCCAGUUAGAAAAACUGAAUGAUGAAAACAAGACUUUCACUUUGACUCCGAAUCAACUGGAGGGUUUUCUGAAAAUUCAACAUUCGUUGGGAAAACUUAUAUAUUUUGAUGAAAUGAACCUUAGAAAUUUUAUCAUUUUAAAUCCUGUUUACUUGAUCGAGAUUCUGCGUUCCAUUGUUACUGAUCAACAGUUUUGGCAAAGAGGAGAAUCAUGUACGGAGUCAUUUCAGCGUUUGAGAAAUGAGGGUAUAAUAGAAAAGAAAACCAUUUAUUCAAAAUGGGAGCAAGAUGAAUUCAGCCAUAUCCAUCCGUUCAAAGAGUUUAUGUUAGAUAUUUUAAUCCACCUUGAUAUUAUUGUAUCACCACGUACAGAUCUGGAAAAUCUCCCGUUACCCUUUCGCACCGUUUCCUUCUAUCUUGUUCCUUGUAUGAUUACAAACCCCGACAACACCAACUACAUAGCAACGUACUGCAAUGACAAUAACAGUAUAGUUCUUGCCUAUACAUUCGUGGAUGAUGUCAUUCCGCCAGCAUUAUCAUAUAGGUUUUUAGGUUCGAUUUUAACUAUGUGGGAUGUAAAGAUUAAUAAUGGAACACGUAUGAUGUUUUGUGAUCUUACAGUAGUUGAGAUCGAUGCUGAUCACGACGUUGCUGUCCAAGUCAAAGACAAGAGGGUGGUCGUAUCUUUAGUACAUCGUGACAAUAAAAAAAGAAUAGUCCCAACACUGGCAUCUUCUAUCCAGGAAUGUCUUACUGCUGCCAUCUUUAGAAUUUCAGAAUUUUACUCUUCCCUUUCAACAGAUAGUAUUACCAAUAAAGGACUUAACACGACAAUGCCGUUUGAAAUUGAAUUUGGUGUAUUUUGUCAAUCAUCAAUGUGUUACCUCCAUCAUCGGAAGAUGCCGUCAGCAAUAAAAGUAACAUGGGAAUGUCAACAGCACAGAACAGAGAAUGAUGUUCGGUACUUGCGUUAUUGGUAUGCCGACAAGAAACAUGCAGAAAGUUGCUCAGACACAUGUUCUGGUCCAGGAAAAUUGGAAAUUGAACAGUACCCAAGUGAUCAACUUCUAAGACGACUUGUCACAGAGCUUAACAUUAACACCUGUCGAGAACUGGCUAUCAGUCUUGGUAUGAAGGUCCAUACUUGGGAAGAUUUGGAAUACCAAUUUCAACAUGAUAAUAUUGAUAACAUCAAGUUUAUGGCUUUAUGGAAAUGGAAACAAAAGCAUAAGACAGCAUGCAUUAGGGAUUUGGUACAGGGACUGAAGAAAUGUAAUACAAGCAUACACUAUAUCUGCCAGGUUUUUCGGGAUGUAUGCAUUAAUUGUGAUUUCUCUGAAAACAUUCUUGAUGUUGAACCUACUAUACAAUCGUUAAAAGCCGUUUCAGACUACAUUGGCAACAGCUCCCUCCAACUUGGUGUUGAACUUGGAUUAGACGUACCACAAAUUGAGAAUAUCCAAAAUCAACUCAAAAACAAACCCUUAGAGCAGACGCGUGAAAUUUUGACUCGAUGGAGGGCAUCUGAUCAAUUUAAUCCUUCAGUGAGAUCGUUAAUCAAAGCAUUAUAUAGAAUAUAUAAAGCCGCUUGUGUAGACUACAUUAAUUUUUAAAAGUUAUAAAUCAAGAUUUCCGUUAAACCGUUCUCGCUUAGACUGACAGAAUCUUAUCAAAUUGUGAUAAGAUAUAUUAUCGCUAUUUUGUGCAUUUUUCCUUUGGUCAUUUUUUGUGAUAAAUUUCAUAUCAUUUUUCUAGCUUGAGAUGGAAAAAUUAUCGCUAGAAACUAAGGAAGUCACGUGGAGUUGCUAACGAAAUUGACAUUGAAAUUGACAACGUCGCCAGAGGUAAAAUAGCGAUAAACAGAUUAUCAUUGGUCAUCUUAACGAUAAUCUCUAAAUAACGAGAGAAUACGGACUAGUGAUACAAAACAAAUAUAUUACAUUUAUUACAACUAAUGAAUAUUUUGAUAAACACUUGAUGAACUUUCGGCGACAGGACCGAAAGAAAUCUUGAAUGUAUGAAUCAGAUAUUUUUUUGAAGUUUAUUUCAGUAGAAAUGAUUAUUGUCCAUUCGGAGACAUAUAAUGUGUAUUUUAUAAGCAAUUUUCUAUUUCCAAAACGGUACAGCGUUACCAUAUUUUUUUUAGUAAAAUCAUGAACAAAAAUUCAACAUUUCGAAUAACUAAUAUGUCUAUCAGUAAGAUGUCAAAUGAUUCUUAUCUUGACAUGUGGUGGUCGAACUGAAGCCAUAAUAUCGAACGUCAUAAUAAUGAUCCCUAAUCAAUAUACUGUAAGUUUAAUUUUUAUGUUUGGGAGGAUGAAUAAAUUCAUUAAAACUG